Trichoderma citrinoviride is the source of this 1608-nucleotide messenger RNA. RefSeq names its product cytochrome P450. Gene Ontology annotation, molecular function: heme binding; iron ion binding; monooxygenase activity. The transcript has 5 exons. The record is from RefSeq and is a predicted model, not a curated record. Bases 1 to 1608 code for a protein of 535 amino acids. Lineage: Eukaryota; Fungi; Ascomycota; Sordariomycetes; Hypocreales; Hypocreaceae.
AUGGAGUCGCUCUGCGUGGCUCUGCUUUCGUUUGCCGGCGUAGUGUUGACGCUGCGUCAACCCGAUGCAACGAUUUCUCUAGCAGCGGGCGUUGGAGUGGGAUUGUACAUCCUAGGGACAGUUGCGUACAAGAUUGGAAGAGCCUUGAUAUAUCCAUUCUACGUCUCCCCACUGCGAAACGUCCCCGGACCAAAGGACAACCAAUUCCUCGUCGGCCAAGCAAUCCGCCUCCUCAGAACGGCCGGCCCCAACGACUUGUACCUCGAGUGGGUGCGCCAGUGGCCGGACGCGCCCUUCAUCCGGUACCUGAGCUUUGGCAACGCCGAGGUGCUGCUCGUCAACAGCCUGGAGGCGGCGCGCGAGGUGCUGCAGACGCACGGCAACUCGUUUGUGAAGCCGGCCUUCUUUGAGAAGCUGGUGGGCGAGAUGAUGGGGACGGGCGUCUUGUUUAGCGUUGGGGAGCAGCAUAAGAAGCUGCGGCGGAUCAUGGCUGGACCCCUUUCGAAGCCGAAUGUGAGAAAGAUGUUGCCUCUCUUCAAGGACAAAGCCAGGGAGCUGUCUGCUUCGUUCGACGAGGCAAUUGCAGGAGAAAGCAAAGGAGUUGUCGAGAUCGAAGCCCUCUUCUCCCGAACCGCCUUCAAAGUCAUCAGCACCGCCCUCCUCAGCAGGGACAUCACCGACUUCCGCUCCAGGUCCUCGCCACUCAGCUUCGAGGAGUGCUACAAGGGCAUCCUCACGCCGCCGACGCUGCUGGGCAAGCUCAUCACCUUUGUCAACCCCUUCGUCCCGCUGCGCUGGCUGCCCAUCGAGGCGAACCUCGCCUUCAUCCGGGCCAACACCGCGCUCAGGGGGAUGCUGACGGAGCUGGUGCAGGAGCGCGUCGCGCAGGUGAAGCAGGAUAAUAAGGAGGGCGGGGACAAUAAGAAGAAGAAGGACUUCUUGACGGACAUGAUUGAGGCGAAUCUGGCGGAGAGCAAGGGGGUUUCCGACCAGAUGCUGGUCGACGUUAUCAUCCAAGGCGUCUCUGCCGGCCACGAGACGACAGCCGGGGCCCUCACCUGGACGGUCCACGCCCUCACGCGGCACCCGCACAUGCAGAAGCGCCUGCGCGACGAGAUCCUCGCCGCCCAGCAGAGGCAGCCCGACCUCGACGCCGCCACCAUCGACAGCCUGCCGUACCUCAACAGCGUCGUCAGCGAGAGCCUGCGCGUCUACUCGCCCACGCUGCUGGCCCCCUGGGAGGCCGGCCAGGACCUCGUCAUCGCCGGCGUCGCCAUCCCCAAGGGCACCACCGUCACGACGAUCCCGGCCAUGGUGCACCUCAACCCGUCCAUCUGGGGCGCCGACGACGUGGACGAGUUCAACCCGGAUCGGUGGGACGCUGCCGCUGGGCCCGUGGCCAAUCCGUUUGCCAUCGAGGCGUUUCUCAACGGGCCGCGGACGUGUCCCGGCAGGGCGCUGGCGCUGCUGGAGAUGAAGACGGUGCUGGUGGAGGUGGUGGGCAACUUUGAGCUGGAGGCGGCGAGGGAGGGGGAGGUGGAGGUGGAGAAUCCGAGCUUGACGCUGAAGCCCAAGGGGGGGCUGUGGAUUCGGCUGAAGAGGUUGUGA